GAUUGGAAAAAAAUUAGUAGAGAAGGGUUUGGCACUGUAUAUAGUGCUUUUUUAAGAGAUGUUGAAAUUAUAGCUAUAAAAAGUUUAGAUUAUUUUGGCAUAUCUAAAUCAUUAGAGAAUAACUCUAAAUCUAUUUCUG
This is a messenger RNA of Racocetra persica, 139 nucleotides long. Lineage: Eukaryota; Fungi; Glomeromycota; Glomeromycetes; Diversisporales; Gigasporaceae. The record is from the annotation of a GenBank genome assembly.